Molecule: messenger RNA, 5581 nt
Organism: Ochotona princeps (American pika)
Lineage: Eukaryota; Metazoa; Chordata; Mammalia; Lagomorpha; Ochotonidae
Gene: CADPS
Product: calcium dependent secretion activator
Exons: 29
Coding region: 460-4563 (1367 amino acids)
Biological process (GO): dense core granule exocytosis; synaptic vesicle exocytosis; positive regulation of exocytosis
Cellular component (GO): glutamatergic synapse
Source: RefSeq, a predicted model, not a curated record
UUUACGCCGCGGACACGGGAGAGUUAAGCCAAUAAACACGUAAGCGCCGCUCCCUCCCCAAUCGGCAAGAUGCCUCUCCGGCUCUUGGCUGCAUCGACAGCUUGCAACACUCGGCAUCUUUUCUGGAGGCGCCUCCUUCAGCGGCUGCAGAUGGCAUUCGGCUGCGGGCUCCGGGCUCGCAAUUGAUUCUCCGCCUUGCCUACCUCGAGUCCACGGACGCACCUCUUCCGUCCCCGCCCCCUCCUCUCGCGCUCCUGGGUCCCAGCCCAGCUCCCGGAUCGGCCGGCGAAGGAAGCAGUCGCAGCGGCCGAAGCUGAGCAGCAGCACACUCGCUCCGUGACCCGGAGAGAGGCGCCCACCCGGGGAAGAGCCGACCACCCGGCUGUCUUCAGCGCCCGCCACCUUUUGGACCUCAGGUAGGGGGCCUCAGGGACCCCCUUCCCUCUCCCAGGCGCAACCAUGCUGGACCCUUCGUCCAGCGAAGAGGAGUCGGAUGAGAUCGUAGAAGAGGAGAGCGGCAAGGAGGUGCUGGGCUCGGCCGCGUCCGGAGCUCGCCUGUCUCCCAGCCGCACCAGCGAGGGCUCGGCCGGCGGCGCCGGGCUUGGAGGCAGUGGUGGCGGCGCCGGGGCCGGGAUGGGCGCCGGCGGUGGCGCGGGUAGCAGCGGGAGCAGCGGCGCAGGGGCCGGGGGUCUGCAGCCCAGCAGCCGCGCCGGCGCCGGCCGGCCCUCCAGCCCCAGCCCGUCGGUGGUGAGCGAGAAGGAGAAGGAAGAGUUGGAGCGACUGCAGAAGGAGGAGGAGGAGAGGAAGAAGAGACUGCAGCUGUACGUGUUCGUGAUGCGCUGUAUCGCCUACCCCUUCAACGCCAAGCAGCCCACCGACAUGGCUCGCCGGCAGCAGAAGAUCAGCAAACAGCAGCUGCAGACUGUCAAAGACCGGUUUCAGGCUUUCCUCAAUGGGGAGACCCAGAUCGUGGCCGACGAAGCCUUCAUGAAUGCCGUCCAGAGCUACUACGAGGUGUUCCUGAAGAGUGACCGUGUAGCCCGCAUGGUGCAGAGUGGAGGCUGCUCUGCCAAUGACUCACGGGAAGUCUUCAAGAAGCACAUCGAGAAAAGGGUCCGCAGCCUGCCUGAAAUUGAUGGCCUCAGCAAGGAGACUGUGCUGAGUUCUUGGAUGGCCAAGUUUGACGCCAUCUACCGUGGGGAAGAGGAUCCCAGAAAACAGCAGGCCCGAAUGACGGCCAGCGCAGCUUCGGAGCUAAUUCUGAGUAAGGAGCAACUCUAUGAAAUGUUCCAGAACAUCCUUGGGAUCAAGAAGUUUGAACAUCAACUCUUGUACAACGCCUGCCAGCUGGACAACCCAGAUGAGCAAGCAGCCCAGAUUAGACGAGAACUGGAUGGACGUCUCCAAAUGGCAGACCAAAUAGCUAAGGAACGCAAAUUUCCCAAGUUUGUAUCCAAAGAAAUGGAAAACAUGUACAUUGAAGAGCUGAAGUCAUCUGUCAACCUGCUAAUGGCCAAUCUGGAGAGCAUGCCGGUGUCCAAAGGUGGGGAGUUCAAACUGCAGAAACUCAAACGCAGCCACAACGCCUCCCUCAUUGACAUGGGUGAGGAGAGCGAGAACCAGCUCUCCAAGUCAGACGUCGUGCUGUCUUUCUCCUUAGAGGUGGUGAUCAUGGAAGUGCAAGGUCUCAAGUCCUUGGCACCAAAUCGCAUUGUGUAUUGUACCAUGGAGGUGGAGGGAGGUGAGAAACUGCAGACUGACCAGGCUGAGGCUUCGAAACCCACCUGGGGCACUCAGGGGGACUUCUCCACGACCCACGCACUGCCGGCUGUGAAGGUUAAGCUGUUCACGGAGAGCACAGGUGUCCUGGCCUUAGAAGACAAGGAGCUUGGGCGGGUUAUUCUCCAUCCCACCCCAAACAGCCCGAAACAGUCAGAGUGGCACAAAAUGGCUGUCUCCAAAAACUGCCCUGAUCAAGAUCUCAAAAUCAAACUUGCUGUCCGAAUGGAUAAGCCUCAGAACAUGAAGCAUUCUGGGUAUUUGUGGGCCAUCGGCAAGAAUGUUUGGAAGAGAUGGAAGAAAAGAUUUUUUGUCUUGGUGCAGGUCAGUCAGUACACGUUUGCCAUGUGCAGUUACCGGGAGAAGAAAGCGGAGCCUCAGGAGCUUCUCCAGCUGGAUGGCUACACCGUGGACUACACCGACCCCCAGCCAGGUUUGGAGGGUGGCCGAGCUUUCUUCAAUGCAGUCAAAGAAGGAGACACAGUGAUAUUUGCAAGUGAUGAUGAACAAGACCGCAUCCUGUGGGUACAAGCCAUGUACCGGGCCACCGGACAGUCACACAAGCCUGUGCCCCCCACCCAAGUCCAGAAACUCAAUGCCAAGGGUGGAAAUGUACCACAGCUGGAUGCUCCCAUCUCUCAAUUUUACGCAGAUAGAGCUCAAAAACAUGGCAUGGAUGAAUUUAUCUCUUCCAACCCCUGUAACUUUGACCACGCUUCCCUCUUUGAGAUGGUGCAACGCCUUACUUUGGAUCACAGACUUAAUGAUUCCUAUUCUUGCCUGGGCUGGUUCAGUCCUGGCCAGGUGUUUGUACUAGAUGAGUAUUGUGCCCGGAACGGAGUCCGCGGGUGUCACCGACAUCUCUGCUACCUCAGAGACUUGCUGGAACGGGCAGAAAAUGGCGCCAUGAUUGACCCCACCCUCCUUCACUACAGCUUUGCCUUCUGCGCAUCCCAUGUUCAUGGGAACAGUCAACAAAUGCAUGUGUAUUUUAGUGGGCUGAUACCAAACACAGACCCUGAAGGGGGCAAAACUCCUUCCCCGCCUGAACCAGAGACCAAAAAAGAAACCAAAAAGGAGUCCAAAAAAAGAAAAGAUUUCAAAAUCCAGGCAAAUCAGGAGCCCAAAAGGCCCGAUGGAAUUGGAACUGUGACUGUUGAAGAAAAGGAACGUUUUGAAGAAAUCAAGGAGAGGCUCCGCGUCCUGUUGGAAAAUCAGAUAACACAUUUUAGGUAUUGCUUUCCAUUUGGUCGACCUGAAGGUGCUUUAAAAGCUACUCUGUCACUCUUGGAAAGGGUUUUGAUGAAAGAUAUUGUUACCCCAGUGCCACAAGAAGAGGUUAAAACAGUUAUUCGCAAAUGUCUAGAGCAGGCUGCUUUGGUCAACUAUUCACGGCUCUCAGAGUAUGCCAAAAUUGAAGGGAAAAAGAGAGAAAUGUAUGAGCAUCCUGUCUUCUGCUUGGCCUCCCAAGUGAUGGAUUUAACCAUUCAAAAUGUAGGCCGGUUAAUCACUCCUGCCAAAAAACUUGAAGACACAAUACGUCUUGCUGAAUUAGUCAUUGAAGUUCUUCAGCAAAAUGAGGAGCACCACGCAGAGGCCUUCGCGUGGUGGUCAGACUUAAUGGUGGAGCAUGCGGAGACAUUCCUGUCGCUCUUUGCGGUGGACAUGGAUGCAGCGUUAGAGGUGCAGCCCCCAGACACGUGGGACAGUUUUCCACUGUUUCAGCUGCUGAAUGAUUUUCUCCGUACUGACUAUAAUUUGUGCAAUGGAAAAUUCCACAAACACCUGCAAGACCUGUUUGCCCCACUUGUUGUUAGAUAUGUGGAUUUGAUGGAAUCCUCAAUUGCACAGUCCAUUCACAGGGGCUUUGAGCGGGAGUCAUGGGAACCAGUCAAUAAUGGAUCAGGCACUUCAGAAGACCUAUUCUGGAAACUCGAUGCCCUUCAGACAUUCAUUCGAGACUUGCACUGGCCUGAAGAAGAGUUUGGAAAGCACCUAGAACAACGGCUGAAGUUGAUGGCAAGUGACAUGAUUGAAUCUUGUGUUAAAAGAACCAGGAUUGCAUUUGAAGUUAAGCUGCAAAAAACCAGCCGAUCAACAGAUUUUCGAGUCCCGCAGUCAAUAUGCACCAUGUUUAAUGUGAUGGUUGAUGCCAAAGCUCAGUCAACAAAACUUUGCAGCAUGGAAAUGGGCCAAGAGCAUCAAUACCAUUCAAAAAUAGAUGAACUAAUUGAAGAAACUGUUAAAGAAAUGAUAACACUCUUGGUUGCAAAGUUCGUUACUAUCUUGGAGGGAGUGCUGGCAAAAUUAUCCAGAUAUGAUGAAGGGACUUUGUUUUCCUCUUUCCUGUCGUUUACUGUGAAGGCAGCCUCCAAGUAUGUGGAUGUACCUAAGCCUGGCAUGGACGUGGCCGAUGCCUACGUGACUUUCGUCCGUCACUCUCAGGAUGUCCUGCGUGAUAAGGUCAAUGAGGAGAUGUAUAUAGAAAGGUUAUUUGAUCAAUGGUACAACAGCUCCAUGAACGUGAUCUGCACCUGGUUGACGGAUCGGAUGGACUUACAGCUUCACAUUUAUCAGUUGAAAACACUAAUUAGGAUGGUGAAGAAAACCUAUAGAGACUUCCGAUUGCAAGGGGUCCUGGACUCCACCUUGAACAGCAAGACCUAUGAAACCAUCCGGAAUCGUCUCACUGUGGAAGAAGCCACGGCGUCUGUGAGCGAAGGGGGGGGCCUCCAGGGGAUCAGCAUGAAGGACAGCGAUGAGGAAGAUGAGGAAGACGAUUAGACCCUCGGUUCUACACUCCCUGAGGAUACAGUCCUGUAAUCAAUGCAUGUCCUUAGUCUGUUAGUUAACCCCAUUAGGGAAUUUCUGUCAACUACCAUGACCAUGAAACGUUUACUAAUACAAUUGCCAUCUUAGCUAUGUGGUACCAAGAUUAGCAAAUGACCUUUGAAUCCACUGAGUUCCUGAUUUCUGUGUCUCUAUGUUUACAAGCAAUAUGAAGCACCAUUCUUUAACUACUGUUCCUGGAGAAUACAUAGUCCACCUGCUAGGUGUGUCCCUGUUGUCAGCAAAUGAUGCUUCAUCCGUGUACUGCGCGCAUUGAUGGCCAAUGGAUGUGAGGGCGAGUAUGCCAAGUACCUUCACUGCUUUGUUUCAAGUGUGUGGAUGCCGGUUAUUUAAGUGAGUGUAACAGUAAAUUCACCAAGACACAUAGAUUUGCUUUGUGUUUUUGAAAAUCAAAAGGCAAGGCGCCAGCUGCAAACUUUUAGUUCUUUCUGUUCCCUUUAAAAUUUAACAAGAAAAAUGGACCCCUAGUGUCCUUGUUAACCCAUUCUCUGAUUUACCCAUAUGGUUAGCCACAACGGCUGUGUACCAAUGGAUUGAUUCUCUCAAUUGCCACGGGAAGGGAGCGAUCCUAUCAUAACUUCACAUCAAGCACAGUUCGGAGCAACCGUCUUCUGUCCAAGAUGAUCCUCUUCAAUGUUUCAUUUUGCUUUUAUGUUUCAAUAACUGUGUAUGUAAAAAAAUGGAAUAUUUAAAUUACAAUCUUAGACUAUAAAUGUGUUUAUAAUAAGAUACGGAUGUUUCCUUUGGUAGAUUGUAACCAUAAUUUAAAUUAUUUUGGCCCACACUGGUUUUUAUAUCUGUCAUGUACAUUGCAUUGCGACCUGUCGCUGCGCGGCCCUGGGGUUUGGCUGCCUAGUUAGUUCUUUUCUGUGUAAAGUAGUGGAUCCAUUGCUUUUGCCUUAUAUAAAGCCAACAGUUAUGAAAGUGUGGAAGACUGUGGCUUCUCAAUAAA